AUUUCCACACGUACCCCGUCUUCAUUCUCUUUCUUCGUUCCUAUUGGCUCAGCUGUAAUAACCAUUUGACAAAUGAUAACGGGCGCCGUUUGAGAAUCGACCAAUCGGCUUGAAGAUGCAAAUUCCUUUCAAAUUUUUCCCGGGAAAUCUGAGUUUCGCGCUAGGCGGCUUUUCGCGCGUAAAAACCGCAUCCCCCUUCAUUCAUUGUCCGCUUCCUGGAGCCAUUUUUUCCGAAGCGGCUCCGAGGGGGAAGUUCGCCCUCUCGCUCGGUCGUCGUUCUCGCGUCCAUCUGCCGCUUUUGCGCCGCUGAUCUUUGGCGAUCGCGCUCGAAAUGAACGCGUGAGACCCUCCUUUCUCGAUAUCUGCAAAUAUUUUGUGGCUGCGUUUGUGGGAUUUCCAGAAAAAUCUAAUCGAAGUACGAGAGGUACAACAAGAGGGAGAAGAUGAGGAAGGGGGUCGCGGUGGUGUCGGACAGAACGGUCGUGUCGGCUCCUCGUAUCGAGCCGAACGUGGGGUCGAUUUCAGGCUCCGAUCGGCGCUCCACGGUUUAUAGCACCGCGCACAUCCAAGUGAUCACGCCGCCUUCGCAGCCCAAUCAUGUCCGGGUGGCUUCAUCCGGCAGCUUGUACGCGACUCCUCUCCAAGGAUCUGCAAACGGAACCGGCUUGCGACCUGCUUUAGGACGACCUCCGGCCAAAAGGCGUUUAGAGUUGGACAUCGCAGAUCAUCAGUACAGUGAACCGGCCCGAACACCGAGGGGUCGCAGAGCAGCUCUCCGAAUGAAGAGCCCUAAAGCUCCUAAAACCCCACCUGAGAAGUCCCGCUAUGACACGUCCCUCGGCCUCCUGACCAAGAAGUUCUGCCAGCUCCUGGCGCAGUCCUCGGAUGGCGUGUUAGACCUGAACCAGGCUGCCGACACUCUCAACGUUCAGAAGAGACGCCUGUAUGACAUCACCAAUGUACUGGAGGGGGUGCGUCUCAUCAAGAAGAAAUCGAAGAACAACAUCCAGUGGCUGGGCUCGACUCUACCCUCAGAAUCAGGGCCGUUGUGUCCUCUCGGCCCUCUGCAGAAUCUCGGCCGAGAGAUGCUGGCCCUGCGAGACGAGGAACGACGACUCGACGAGCUCAUUCAGGCCUGCACUAACAACGUGCAGCAGAUGACCGAGGAAAUGCACAACCAGAAGUAUGCCUACGUCACGUACCAGGACAUCCGGAGAAUCAAAAGCUUGCAGGAUCAAACUGUUAUAGCGGUAAAAGCGCCUUCCGAAACCAAACUGGAGGUUCCUGAUCCAAAAGAGAGUUUACAGGUGCAUCUUAGCAGCUCGAAAGGCCCCAUCGAUGUCUACCUAUGCACGGACACCGGUGAGACAGGGAGUCCGUUGCGGAAUGGUGUGGACGUAAAUGGAAACGACACUACCUUCCUGCGAAUGUCUAAAGAAGAAACCAAAGACAUAGAAAUCAGCGAGUAUAACCAGCCGAACAGCAGCGUGACGCAGUCUGGGACGGCACCCUUGUCUCCCUUCAGCUCGUCUCUGUCGUCCAUCCUGGGCCCGUUUGUGACGCUCUCGCCCACGCUCCUGGGAGAUGAGUACCCGCUGGGCAUGGACGAGGAGCAGGGAAUCAGCGAUCUGUUCGACUCCUACGACCUCGACAUGCUGCCUCUGGACGAGCUGCUCAUGGUGUGAGGGGAACAGGAGACGCUUCACGUCACGUUUUGUUACUAUGGUGGGUUGUGGGUAUGGACUUGCAAUGAUGAAAUGAGACACUCCGGUACAGUCGGGAUCAGACGGAUUUUCGGAACCGCUCACGUUUGGUAGUUUUGAUACUUUUUUGUUUUUGUUUGUAUUUGUCAUUCUGUACAUCCAGAUGAAAUGUUUGUCUUUAUCUUUUAAAGUGUGAUGUUUGCAUAGAGUAGUGGACAUCGUAGUGGAAAAGUCUCGGACUUGAGCCGCAAAGCUAAAACCUCAGAAAAAAACAACUUUGCGUCAAAUCGGUCUGCCAUUUAAGAGAAAAAAAACAGCUGUACACGAUCAAAACUGCACGGUUAUCUCAUUUCACUUUUUUUUACAGGUUAAAUACUAAGCUAAAGAUUCCUACCUUAUAUUUUAAACCCACUACUGUAUCAUAUAGGAUGUUGCCCUAGCGAGCGACAGACGAGUCGUUCGUUCUCUAUAUAUGUGGGGGGGUUUUAAAUCUAUUUUCUAUGUAUGCACUAUAAUUUCAGAAGGUAAAGGAACAGAUAAAUGGAAA
This is a messenger RNA of Silurus meridionalis, 2250 nucleotides long. RefSeq names its product E2F transcription factor 3 (gene e2f3). Bases 444 to 1685 code for a protein of 413 amino acids. The transcript is spliced from 7 exons. Lineage: Eukaryota; Metazoa; Chordata; Actinopteri; Siluriformes; Siluridae. Gene Ontology annotation, cellular component: RNA polymerase II transcription regulator complex. The record is from RefSeq and is a predicted model, not a curated record. Gene Ontology annotation, molecular function: protein dimerization activity; RNA polymerase II cis-regulatory region sequence-specific DNA binding; DNA-binding transcription factor activity, RNA polymerase II-specific. Gene Ontology annotation, biological process: regulation of transcription by RNA polymerase II.